GGUUGUCGGCACUGCCCCGGCCGCUCUAGCCGCCGGGGCCUCCGCUCGCUGGUUUCCGGCUGGGUCUCGGAGGCUGGCGCCGGGGGGACUAGAAGACGCCGGGGCACGUGGAGAGCUGCUGGGGGCCCCCGCCCCGGUCCUCCCGCCCGGCAUGUUCGAGGAGCCAGACUGGACCGAGGAGGCCCCGGUGGCUGGGAUCGUUGGGCCUGUAGCCUCACGGCCUCGACCCGGGGCAGCACCGCAGACCAAGGGCUCCAAGCGUCGAAAGCUCUUGGCUACCUUACGGGCCUUGGAAGCAGCAUCUGUGCCCCGGCAACCCCAGAGCCUGCCCGGCAGUGAUUCUGAAGAGGAGGGGGAAGUGGAAAUAGAAAAGAAGAGGAAACGUCCGAAAAAAGCCUCAUCUGCCAGUAGUGCUACUAAAGUCAAGGAGAAACGGAAGAAGAAACACCAAAACCAGGGCUCACCCGGUAGUGACUCUGAGGAUGAGGAACAGGGAUGGAAGAAGUGUCACAAAGGUGCUCUAAUCAGCAGUGACUCCGCUGAGGAGAAAAGAAAGAGGAAGUCCCAGAAACAGACCCCUUCAAACCUAGCCCAGCACUUGGCCAAUACUGAACAAACAGGUACUAGUGGACCCUUCGUUUGGAAGAGUAAUGCUACAAAUGAUACAUCCAAACCGGGCCCCGAGGCCACACCCCCCAAGCCCCCCCAUACCUUGACUCGCAAGCAGUGGCGGAACCGGCAGAAGAACAAGCGUAGACACAAAAACAAGUUUCGACCACUUCAGCCACCGGGCCAGACUCCAGCUACACAGACGCCUGCCCCCACAGAGGAGACAGAGGUGCCUCCUGCCCUCAGUCCAGACAGCCAGGAGGCACGAGCAGGGGCCCUACGAGCCCGCAUGGCCCAGCGACUGGACGGUGCUCGAUUUCGAUACCUCAACGAGCAGCUGUAUUCAGGGCCCAGCAGUGCUGCACAACGCCUCUUCCAGGAAGACCCUGAAGCCUUUCUCCUCUACCACCGAGGCUUUCAGAACCAAGUCAAAAAGUGGCCACUGCAUCCUGUGGACCGCAUCGCAAAGGAUCUUCGGCAGCGGCCUGCAUCCCUGGUGGUGGCUGACUUUGGCUGCGGGGACUGCCGCCUGGCUUCAAGUAUCCGGAAUCCUGUACACUGCUUUGACUUGGCCUCCUUGGAUCCCCGAGUCACAGUAUGUGACAUGGCUCAGGUACCUCUGGAGGAUGAGUCUGUAGAUGUGGUUGUGUUCUGCCUUUCACUGAUGGGAACCAACAUCAGGGACUUCCUUGAAGAGGCAAAUCGAGUGCUGAAGCCAGGGGGUCUCCUAAAAGUGGCGGAAGUCAGCAGCCGCUUUGAAGAUAUUCGGACCUUUCUGGGAGCUGUGAGCAAAUUGGGCUUCAAGGUCAUCUUCAAGGACCUGAACAACAGUCACUUCUUCUUGUUUGACUUUGAGAAGACUGGACCCCCUCGGGUCGGGCCCAAGACUCAGCUCUCGGGCCUGAAGCUUCAGCCAUGCCUCUACAAGCGCAGGUGACCUCUGGACAUCCCCCUCCCUUUGAAAAGGGAGGCAAGUCUCAAACUCUGAAUCUGAGCCUGAAUAUUGGAUCCAGGCAGACUGUGAAUUAACCUGGGAUAACCUUCCAUCCCAAGAAUAAUGAUAAAACCUCUGGCUCAGCCCUGCUCGGUUGUUAAAGGUUCUCGAUGGCUGUACAGAAGGUUUCUUGGUUCAGGCUGGGGGCUGGGUGGUGGUGCACCUGCUUGAGUGCACAUGUUAUAAUGUGCAAGGACCUGAGCUUCCAUCCCCACCUGCAGGGGGAAAGCUUUGCAAGUGGUGAAGCAAUGCUGCAGGUGUCUCUUUUGUUUCUCUCUUUCCCCUCGAUUUCUGGCUAUCUCUCAAAAAUUAAUUUUUUUGCACUUGGUAAUAGGUGCACUUAACAUGGUACACUACCGCCCGGCCCCUGUCAUUUUGUUUUCUUACCAGAGUACUCCACAGCUCUCCUUUACAGUGGAGCGGUUGAUUGAAGCUAUGACUUGAGAGCUUCAGUUAUGCACGUCUUAUACAUAGCCACUAUGCUCUCUCCCCCACCUAUAUAUGCUCUUCUUUCUCCGGAAGGCUUAUCUGACUUCUUCUUCUUCUAGCGUUUGCCCUUCUUCCGUAGCCAGUCGACAGCGUCAGGUUGAGCCUGAUGUAAAGUUUCGAGACCUCCUUUGAAUCUUAUCUGACUGGCAGAGCCUUACUCAUCACAUUGUAGUCGUUCCGUACUCCAUAGCUCCUAUAACAGAAAAUUCUCAAAGCACUGUACGGUGAGUGCAAAUCCAUGCCAACCAUUUAAAUACUGCAUGGUGCUGUGGGACAGGGACAGCAGGUAGAGUACAUACCUUUCAUAUGUGAAAUAGGACUGCGGGUGUCUCUCUGUUUCUUUCCCUCUCUAUUUCCCCCUCCCUUCUUAAUUUCUGUCUGUCUCUUUCUAAUAAAUCCAUAAUAGAGAAUAUAUAAAAAUAGGGCUGGGGAGAUAGCGUAAUGGUUAUGUGAAAAAGACUUGCAUUUCUAAGGUAUCAAAGUCCCCCGGUUCAUAUAUAGGUUAAUAUGAGAUUCAUAUAUAUAUAUUCAUAUAUAGGUUAAUCUACGAGAUUCUUCAUUUAACCCCCCAGCAUCAUUAUAAGCCAGGGCUGAGCAGUACUCUGGUAAAAUAAAUAAGGAUUUUUAAAAUUA
Molecule: messenger RNA, 2725 nt
Organism: Erinaceus europaeus (western European hedgehog)
Lineage: Eukaryota; Metazoa; Chordata; Mammalia; Eulipotyphla; Erinaceidae
Gene: RRP8
Product: ribosomal RNA processing 8
Exons: 7
Coding region: 152-1546 (464 amino acids)
Biological process (GO): regulation of transcription by glucose; rDNA heterochromatin formation; cellular response to glucose starvation
Cellular component (GO): chromatin silencing complex; rDNA heterochromatin; nucleolus
Molecular function (GO): methyltransferase activity
Source: RefSeq, a predicted model, not a curated record